Messenger RNA from Aspergillus novofumigatus IBT 16806, 972 nucleotides. Its product is annotated as HIT family protein. Gene Ontology annotation, molecular function: catalytic activity. The coding region runs from base 241 to 900 and encodes 219 amino acids. Gene Ontology annotation, biological process: nucleotide metabolic process. Lineage: Eukaryota; Fungi; Ascomycota; Eurotiomycetes; Eurotiales; Aspergillaceae. The record is from RefSeq and is a predicted model, not a curated record. The transcript is spliced from 3 exons.
GUCAGAGGCACAACUCAUCCAAAACGAUUGAAGAGUUGAAGUCACAAUCUUCCUGAUAAAUUGGCUGAGAGUAUAUAGCUUUUAUGCCUGUAGAGAUACCCUGCUUUGAGGUCAAUCGUCCCCUCAAUGCACCCCGGCAGAUGAAUCUCUGCUCCAGACUACCAAGCGCUUGCUACCAUACUUAUUGAUGUUCUCUUCAACAGAGACCCAGUCUAAGCUCUAUUGAGACAGAAUAACAAGAUGACUGUACCGUCAUCAUCAGUGUCAUGCCCCUUCUGCCGCAUCGCAGCAGCAUAUCCUCCCAUCCCACCAUCGACAUUUCAUCCUCAGCAGAAACAGGAUGGCGCACAAGAAUCGGCUAUCAUCCCCACAGAUACGACGCAAGAAACGCACGCGCACCUUGUACUCUCGACUCCAUAUAUCCUGGCCUUUUUGGACAUCAUGCCAUUGACAAGGGGCCAUGUUCUCGUCGUCACGAGAGAUCACUACGAGAAGUUGAAAGACAUGGGCGUGGAAGUCAGCAGAGAGAUCGGCCAGUGGCUCCCUAUCAUCUCGCGGGUCGUGAUGAGAACUGUCUUUGGCACGGAGGCAGAAUCAGACUGGAGUUGGAAUGUGGUGCAGAAUAAUGGCAUAAGGGCCGCACAGCAGGUUCCCCAUGUGCAUUUCCAUGUCAUUCCCAGGCCGCCGCUGGAUCCUGCGCCUACUGCAGCCAAAAUGAGUUUCGUCAUGUUUGGGCGGGGGCAGAGGGAUGAACUGGAUGACGAGGAGGGAGAGACGUUGGCCAAGGCGUUGAGAGAGGAGCUGGCGAAGGAAGUUCGCCGAGUGGAAGAGAGGGAAGGCGUUGAUUUGAAUGUGACGGCUACGGAUGUGCGGUAUCAGAGGAUGAAGGGGAAGCUGUGAGAUUGCAGCCUUGUGCUGCUCUUCGUUAUAUGUGUGUUGAUGUAUGAUACCUACGUCGCGUUCUAUCUUUUG